Angiostrongylus costaricensis is the source of this 375-nucleotide messenger RNA. Lineage: Eukaryota; Metazoa; Nematoda; Chromadorea; Rhabditida; Metastrongylidae. The record is from the annotation of a GenBank genome assembly.
AUGGAUCUGCGUAAGCAGUUGUUGGGACAAGAGAGACAAAGGCGGCAAAGUGUGUCGUCAGGAGAUGACUUAUUGCAGCAGGAGGAAAAACAGGAGAGUAUCGCGACAGAAUUGCUCACUAUGACUCGCUCAUUGAAGGAGAGCAUUACACUUGCUGGCGAAGUUUUGAAGGACGAUAACAAGCUUCUGUCUUCGUUGCACACCCAGGUGGACUCGAAUUUGGAGCGGUUAAAUACCGAGGGAUCACGGCUUGCCAAACACGCUUACAAGUGCGGAUUCGAUUGUGCCUUAAUAUUUGUCGCUCUGUUCAUUUUUUGGUCAUUCAUUUGUAUGGUGGUCAUCAUGAAAAUGUUUCCAAAAAAAGUCUCUUCAUAA